UACAAGGAUUACUUACUAAACUCAUAUUUAUAAAGUGAGAUGGUGUGCUCUAUAUAAACCAUAUGAUCUAGUGAAUUCUGAUUACAUGUGGCUUCAAUUAUGAUCAAGUGAUUUUUAUUUCAAAAUCAAGCCAAAUUUUGAAAUGAAUGUAUAUCUCACUUUUUUUCUUUGAUCGUUCUGGAAUGUCUAUGCAAGUUAGUUUAUUGUUCUUGCAGGAUUUUGAAAAAUUGAAGUUCAUUAACUUUAGUAAAUGCCAGUCACUGGUUUGUUCGCCAGACCUCUCUUAUAUUCCAAAUCUCGAGGAAUUGAAUUUCUAUAUGUGCAAAAACUUGGAGCGUGUCCAUGCUUCAAUUGCAAAGCACUGUAAGUUACGAGAGUUGAAUCUUGAAGGGUGCCAUCUAUCAGAAGUAGAGUUCCUGGAAAAUCUUUCCUGUCCUCGCUUAUUCAUAUUAAAAUUGUAUGGAAACAAUUUUACUACCCUUCCUACAUUAGAGAGACUAAAUGACUUGGAAGAAUUGGAGGUUUCGGAUUGCCAACAACUACAAGAGAUCCCCAAGAUUCCGGCGAAAUUGAGAAGACUAAAGGGAAAUAAUUGCAAAUCUCUAACUAGAAUUCCUUGCAACAUAUGUGACGUUGGGGACGUUGAGUUAUAUUCAAGUCGGGAUCAGGAGCUAGUCCAUAAUGGGUUCCCCGUGAAUGAUUUGUUCAUGCCUGAGAAAUUUCAUUGCCAACCAAAUCAUCGAGUUGUUCUAUCUGGAGGAGAGAUGCCAAAGUGGUUGCUGCCCAAUAAAGAGGGUUAUAUAUCUUUCGUGGCUUCAAAGGACUUAUAUGAAAAGAUCCUAGGAGUAGCUUUCUGUGUUGUAUUUCAAGUGGUGCAUAGGUCACGUGAGAGUACUUCAUUCGAGGUUAUAGGAUCUGUUAAUUGCAAAGCCGCAAUACACAGGAAGUAUUUCAAGUUCUUUGAUUUGGAUAAUGUGUGGCUGGAGUAUAUGGAAUUAAAGGAUUUGUGGACAGUAGACCAUUUUAGUCCAAAUGACCUGACUCGUUUCCGCAUUAGCAUUAGAGUAUGCAAUUAUCACGAACUACUUGUGAAGAAGUGUGGAUUCCGACUAAUAUGCAAGCCACUAGAGAAUGAUAUAAAGGUUUUGCUUCAAGACGAUCAGUUGCUAGAUCCAGCUUUAUUCUACGAGGUUUCACAUGAAGAUAAUCCAAUGAGCACAAAAAGAAAAAGGAUUGAACAUGGUUAAUUUGUCA
This is a messenger RNA of Eucalyptus grandis, 1254 nucleotides long. RefSeq lists its product as uncharacterized. The coding region runs from base 147 to 1247 and encodes 366 amino acids. Gene Ontology annotation, molecular function: protein binding. The transcript has 2 exons. The record is from RefSeq and is a predicted model, not a curated record. NCBI's taxonomy places the organism in Eukaryota, Viridiplantae, Streptophyta, Magnoliopsida, Myrtales, Myrtaceae.